Molecule: messenger RNA, 504 nt
Organism: Sesamum indicum (sesame)
Lineage: Eukaryota; Viridiplantae; Streptophyta; Magnoliopsida; Lamiales; Pedaliaceae
Source: RefSeq, a predicted model, not a curated record
AUGAUCAAUGCAAAUCAACAAUGGGCUGAUGUUGCGUUCAAGUUGUUCGAAGCCCGACAUGCUGAGGCAGUACGUCACAUUGUUCAGAAAUUUGACUAUAACCAACAAUCUGCCUCAAUGGUAACAUUAAGCUUGAUCGGGCAGGGCUCCCGUAAUUAUGUCAUCAAAUUGAAGCAUCAUAUGUGUUCUUGUGGGAAGUUGGGUACAAAUGAAAUUCCAUGUUCACAUGCCAUUCAGGCAUGUCGGCAUUUUGGGGUUAAUGCGUUAAAUUUUAUUUCUCACUAUUACAGUGUACAAUCAUACAAGAAGACAUAUCAAGAGAGGUUUGAGCCUGUAUACGGUGAAGAAUAUUGGGAUCCGGUGGAUUUUGAACUUGUGAAUAAUCCCACAGUGCGAGCUCGUCGAGGCCCGGGUAGACAAGUUUCUACUAGAAUAUCGAACGAAAUAGAUAGACCACAAGUACGUGCUCUCCAACAAUAUCAGGCUCGUCAAGCUCGGGAAUGA